GUAGAAGGAGCUGCCUAUGUUGGCUCGUUCGUGUGGAAAUCUCGUAGUAUUGGCAUGUGGAACAACUCGCGUGGGGAGAACAUGCUGGACAGUGGAGCUCCAUUUUAUGACACGUACCAGACCUCUGAUGGGAAAUACAUGGCUGUCGGGGCUAUUGAGCCACAGUUCUAUAACCAACUCAUCCAUGGUCAGUUUUACUCAACUUUACUUUCACUGAUUGUCUUAUUUUCUUUCUCUCCUGCUUAUCUCUCCUGCUUCUCUCUCCUGCUUGUCUUUCUCCUGCUUGUCUUUCUCCUGCUCCUCCACCGCUUCUCCCAACUGUCCAGGCAGGCUGAUCAGCAUCUCUCUGCAGAUGAUCCCUCCUUCCCUCCCCUGGCAUACUGAGCACAUCUAACAGUCUGUCAUGUAUAAUGCAUAUUAUACACACACACACGAACACAUCAUGCACAGCACGAUAGGGCAAACAACACACACUAUUCUUUUUCAUGUAUGCAAACCGUCUUUCAGCUGUAAAAACCAUUUGCAUUUUAAUAACUGGACAGAUACAGUGCCUUCAGAAAGUAUUCACACCCCUUUACUUUUUUCACAUGUUGUGUUACAGCCUUCAUUUAAAAUAAUGAAAUUGAGAGAAAAAAACAAUUUUUUAACACAAGGCCUUAUCUACACUGGAGUUGCUUAUCAAGAAGAUGGUGAAUGUUCCUGUGUAGCCGAGUUACAGUUUAGACAAGUCUACUUGAAAAUCUAUAGCAAGACCUGAAAAUGGUUGUCUAGCAAUGAUCAACAACCAAUUUGACAGAGCUUGAAGAAUCUUUUAAAGAAUAAUGGGCAAAUGUUGCACAAUCCAGGUGUGGAACGCUCUAAGAGACUUACCCAAAAAGACUCACAGCUGUAAUCGCUGCCAAAGGUGCUUCUACAAAGUAUUGAAUCAGGGUUGUGAAUACUUAUGUAUUUCAUUUUCAUUAAAUUUGCUAAAAUGUCUAAAAACAUGUUGUCAUUAUGGGGUAUUGUGUGUAGAUGGGCAAGAAAAUGUGGAAUAAGUCAACGGGUAUGAAUAAAUUCUGAAGACACUGUAAAUACCCACAGGACACCUCUUGAUUAACUAAUCUGUAUUUGUUUAAAGAUUUCUCUAAACUCUCAAAUAAUGAAGUGUGUCAUUCUCACACAGCUUGAAUGACACUGUUUGAGCCAGAUAAAAGGAAUAUCAAUGAUGAACCUUUCUGUAAUGUCAAACAUUGAUGGGCGCUUUUUCAUUACCUAUGGAUUUAGUUUGAAUAGAUAUUACUUAUUUUUCCUGUCACUAUCUGGGCAAGUGGCAAAGUCAUAAACCCUGACUAUUUUUAAAAUGUCUGUUCUUAUUAUCUAAUUUUAAACCUAACCAUAACCACGCUGCUAACCUUAUGUUUAACCCUAACCUUAACCACACUGCUAACCUUAUGUCUAAACCUAACCUUACCCUAACCUUAACCACACUGCUAACCUUAUGUCUAACCCUAACCUUACAUUUUUGUUUUCAAAAUGUUUUACGAUGUAUCUAACUUUGACUUUGCCACAUUUAGUGGGAACCAAUAUUUCCUCUACUGCAUCCCUAUCUAUGUGUUCCACAUAUCUCAUCACUUGCAUAUCACCAUUUCUAGGCCUGGGAUUGGAUGCUGCCAACCUUCCUCCCCAGAUGAGCUUCUCUGAUUGGCCAGAGCUGAGGCAGAUCUUCACUAAGCAGUUUGCCACUAAGACACAGGAGGAGUGGGGUUGCGUGUUUGACGGAACGGACGCUUGUGUGACUCCUGUUCUCUCUAUGGACGAAGUGAUCUCCCACCCCCAUAACCAGGAGAGGGCCUCCUUCCACAGGGACGCCCAGGGGGAGGUGACUCCGAGCCCCGCACCUGUCCUGUCCCGCACCCCUGCUGACCCCUGCCUGGCUCGGGACCCCCUUAUAGGGGAACACACAUGCCCCGUUCUGGAGGAGUUUGGCUUCAAACUAGCAGAGGUAGAUCAGUUGCUCUCAGCUGGUAUUAUUGAGUGUAACACAGCCAAAGCACGGUUGUAG
Molecule: messenger RNA, 2044 nt
Organism: Coregonus sp. 'balchen'
Lineage: Eukaryota; Metazoa; Chordata; Actinopteri; Salmoniformes; Salmonidae
Source: the annotation of a GenBank genome assembly